GGUGGAGGUCGGACGGCGCUGCCGCUCUCUCUCUCCCUCGCUCACUGAGACGCCACCCCGGGCCAAAUGUGACUAGAGAAAAAAAUCAGAAAUUAUAGAAAUAGAAUGAGCGCUAAACUGUUUAUCGAAAUUCAAAAUAAUGUUAAACUCAAGCAUGAGACCCUGCAGAUAAGAAAGAGGCAUCUCGAGUUAUAAAGUUUUGUAAGUUAGAUUGAAGUGACCACGUGUGACCCGACCAGAUGGGCCCUCACUGCCUCGUAGGACUCGUUAUACUCAUCCUUGCUUCUACCGAGCUACAAGUCACCGGAGCAGCCCUUAAACCAGACCAGGUGAAGGAGGUGUGGGUGGUGGCGGGCGAGAGGGCUGAAAUGCCGUGCGCUCCCUCACCGAAGCUCUCCCUCGAUAAGCCGGUCCUUGUGCUGUGGUACCGAUCCAGCGACACCCUUCCGGUCUACAGCUACGACGCGCGGGCCGGUGAGUUCUCCUCGGGCUCGCGGUGGGCGGACGAGAGCGCCCUGGGUGGGCGUGCAGACUUCAACGUGUUGUCGGAGACGCCCACGCUCGUGCUGGAGCCCGCCCAGCCGCGCGACGAGGGCGUCUACACCUGCAGGGUCGACUACCGGCUCUCCGUCUCCACCAAGACGGUCGUCAACCUCACCGUCACCUACAAUGGUAUGGAAGAAGCAUACAACGAGUUCGUCACCUUGUUAAAUUAUGGGACACAUCGUAUAAUGAAAAUACUUGGGAAAAAGUUCGCCAAAGCUCCCGGGGAUCCAGACAAUCACACGCAGGAAACGCUCCAGUGCCAGAUACGUAAUAAUCCGGCCUAA
Molecule: messenger RNA, 830 nt
Organism: Penaeus chinensis
Lineage: Eukaryota; Metazoa; Arthropoda; Malacostraca; Decapoda; Penaeidae
Exons: 6
Coding region: 240-830 (196 amino acids)
Source: RefSeq, a predicted model, not a curated record